Gasterosteus aculeatus aculeatus (three-spined stickleback) is the source of this 2892-nucleotide messenger RNA. It is a transcript of the gene dhx15, whose product is annotated as DEAH (Asp-Glu-Ala-His) box helicase 15. Gene Ontology annotation, molecular function: RNA helicase activity; ATP binding; RNA binding. Lineage: Eukaryota; Metazoa; Chordata; Actinopteri; Perciformes; Gasterosteidae. Gene Ontology annotation, cellular component: intracellular anatomical structure; spliceosomal complex. The record is from RefSeq and is a predicted model, not a curated record.
UCGCCAUUUUGCUGGUGUUUAGGAGGGGAAAUCUGCAAGGAAAUAUUAGCGCGGUGCCCGGAUUGAUACCGGUGGCAGGAUGUUCAAGAGACACCGUUUAGAUUUGGGUGACGAUAAUUCGACCGGCAAAAAGAGAGCUACCGAGGGGCGCGACAGGGACAGAGACUGCGAUGAACGGUCGAGGGACAGGGACCGCGACCGAGCUCGGGACCGGGACUGGGACAGGGACAGAGAUGCGAAGUCGGCCGGGGUUCCCACCAACCCGGCUGCAGGCAGCGGAGUCUUCGUGAAACCAACCCCCUUUCAGCAGAAGAUCAACCCCUUCACCAACCUGCCCCACACGCCGCGCUACUAUGAAAUCCUGAAGAAGCGUCUGCAGCUGCCUGUCUGGGAGUACAGGGAGCGCUUCACAGAAAUCCUGAUGCGUAACCAGUCCUUUGUGCUGGUGGGGGAGACGGGCUCUGGAAAAACCACACAGAUCCCUCAGUGGUGCGGCGACAUGGUGCGGUCGAUGCCGGGAACAAAAAGAGCGGUGGCCUGCACCCAGCCCAGGAGGGUGGCGGCCAUGAGCGUCGCCCAGAGGGUCGCUGAUGAGAUGGAUGUCAUGCUGGGCCAAGAGGUGGGCUACUCCAUCAGGUUUGAGGACUGCAGCUCGGCAAAGACCGUACUCAAGUACAUGACGGAUGGAAUGUUGCUGCGGGAGGCCAUGAAUGAUCCUCUGCUGGAGCGCUACGGUGUCAUCAUCCUGGACGAGGCUCAUGAACGCACGUUAGCCACAGAUAUCCUCAUGGGAGUCCUCAAGGAGGUGGUCCGCCAGAGGGCUGAUCUCAAGGUGAUUGUGAUGAGUGCCACGCUCGACGCCGGCAAGUUCCAGGUGUACUUUGACAGCUGCCCACUGCUGACCAUCCCCGGACGCACGCAUCCCGUCGAGAUCUUCUACACGCCCGAGCCCGAGCGGGACUACCUGGAGGCAGCCAUCCGCACGGUGAUCCAGAUCCACAUGUGUGAGGUGGAUGAAGGGGAUGUUCUCCUCUUCCUCACCGGACAAGAGGAAAUUGAUGAAGCCUGCAAGCGGAUCAAGAGGGAGGUCGACGAUCUGGGCCCUGAAGUCGGCGAUAUAAAGAUCAUCCCGCUGUACUCCACGCUGCCGCCGCAGCAGCAGCAGAGGAUCUUCGAGCCGCCCCCACCCAACAAACCAAGUGGGGCCAUCGGAAGGAAGGUUGUCGUGUCAACCAACAUCGCGGAGACGUCGCUGACCAUUGACGGCGUGGUGUUUGUAAUUGAUCCUGGAUUUGCCAAGCAAAAGGUGUAUAAUCCUCGUAUCCGAGUGGAAUCCCUUUUGGUGACGGCCAUCAGCAAGGCCUCGGCCCAGCAGCGGGCCGGCCGCGCCGGACGCACACGCCCGGGAAAGUGUUUCCGCCUUUACACCGAGAAAGCUUACAAGACAGAAAUGCAGGACAACACAUAUCCAGAGAUUCUGAGGUCCAAUCUGGGCUCUGUGGUGCUGCAGCUGAAGAAACUGGGUAUCGACGACCUGGUGCACUUUGACUUCAUGGACCCACCAGCCCCAGAGACCCUGAUGAGAGCCCUGGAGCUGCUGAACUACCUGGCGGCGCUCAACGACGACGGCGACCUGACGGAGCUGGGCUCCAUGAUGGCGGAGUUCCCUCUGGACCCCCAGCUGGCCAAGAUGGUCAUCGCCAGCUGUGAAUUCAACUGUUCAAACGAGAUCCUCUCAAUCACUGCCAUGUUGUCAGUCCCACAGUGCUUCGUCCGACCCACGGAGGCUAAGAAGGUGGCCGACGAGUCCAAGAUGCGCUUCGCCCACAUCGACGGGGACCACAUGACGCUGCUCAACGUCUACCACGCCUUCAAGCAAAACCACGACUCCACUCAGUGGUGCUACGAGAACUUUGUCAACUACCGCUCGCUGAUGUCUGCAGACAACGUUCGGCAGCAGCUGUCCAGGAUCAUGGACCGCUUCAGCCUGCCGCGGCGCAGCACCGAGUUCAACAGCAGAGACUACUACACCAACAUCCGGCGGGCGCUGGUCACGGGCUUCUUCAUGCAGAUCGCUCACCUGGAACGCACCGGCCAUUACCUGACCGCCAAAGACAACCAGGUGGUUCAGCUGCACCCCUCCACCGUGCUGGACCACAAGCCCGAGUGGGUCCUCUACAACGAGUUUGUGCUCACAACCAAGAAUUACAUCCGCACGUGCACCGACAUCAAACCAGAGUGGCUGGUGAAAGUGGCCCCGCAGUACUACGAGAUGGGCAACUUCCCCCAGUGCGAAGCAAAGAGACAGUUGGAGCGCAUCAUCGCAAAACUCUCAUCGAAGGAAUUCACUCAGUACUAACGGGGGGACGUCCUCCGUGUGCGUACAAAGUAAAACCAGAACUUAUUUUUUAAUUCCACCGACAACCCAAUUUGGAAUUCUAUUUUCGUCGUGCCGUUGUUGUGACGUAUUCCACCGUGACCGAUGAAAUGUGUCCCCUUGAUGGCUGCCACGUGCCGUUUCUCUGGAGCCCCGGGGGUGAAGCACCACCAGAAGUGGACUGCGAAUGGCCGGUCGUCGGGAACGUGAUUAUUAUUUCUGUUCAAAGCAUGAUGUGUCAUGUACAUUUUUAGUGUUCCGCUUAAGGACAUCCAUACUCUCAAGUCCCAGCUCAGGAUUCUUUGCUGUUUUCCUGCUUCUACUGCUGAAACGACCCCACGUUUUGAUCGAAUAUAAUUUAUACUGUUAUGAUGUGGGGAUAAUGGAUUGUGGUCUUGUCGUGGAUUUACGAAGAGGGGCUCUUUGGUCGUACUUCCUGUCGCUAUUCAGCUUAAUAAAAAUGACUUUGUAAUAAUAAAAAAAUUCCCCAUGUCAGUGUUUAAAUAACCACAUAA